Molecule: messenger RNA, 307 nt
Organism: Rhodotorula graminis WP1
Lineage: Eukaryota; Fungi; Basidiomycota; Microbotryomycetes; Sporidiobolales; Sporidiobolaceae
Exons: 3
Source: RefSeq, a predicted model, not a curated record
CCCCGCUCCCACCAAGCAGCCAUGGCCCCUCCUCCUCAGCAACCCCAAAUUACCCUGGCGAUGCUCUUGAAGGCUCAGUACAACGACCCAGAGUCGUGGGCCGCCAACAAGGUCGUCCUCACCGCCUUUGCCACCUUUGCCGCCGCCGUCGUCGGCAUCUCCCAGCUCGGCGACCUCCUCGUCCCGGCCUUCUGAGCUCGCCGACACUCGCACCUUCCCUCUCCCCUUGUAGCUAUGCCCACCCCCGACCGACCUAUCGCCCCUCCCGCGUCUCGCUGCAAGCACGAUACCCCGUUCUCUCGAGAGC